AUGGCUGAAGCGUCUACUUUGGUGGGGAAGCUUGAGACAGAUGUGGAGAUCAAAGCUUCUGCUGGAAAGUUCCAUCACAUGUUCGCAGGAAGACCACACCAUGUGUCCAAAGCAACUCCAGGCAACAUUCAGAACUGUGAGCUACACGAAGAUGGAGAGGCAAAGGUGGCUAAGGAGAGGGUCGAGGCGGUGGAGCCAGAGAAGAACCUGAUCACGUUUAGGGUUAUAGAUGGUGAUCUGAUGAAAGAGUACAAAAGCUUCUUGCUCACGAUCCAAGUGACCCCCAAGCAUGGAGGGCCUGGUAGUGUUGUGCACUGGCACCUUGAGUACGAGAAAAUUAGCGAUGAGGUUGCUCACCCUGAAACUCUCCUCCAGUUCUGUGUUGAAAUCUCAAAAGAGAUUGAUGAACAUCUCUUGAACGAAGAAUAGAGGAUCACUCCUCGUGUGUGUAUGUGUGGCCUCUUUCAGUAUAUGAUGAAACUGAAAUAAAUAAUGUGCCACUGUCCUAGUUUGGAUAAGAUAUGUUGGUGUGUGUCUAGCAUGUAUGCAUAAUACUAUGGUCGAGAUAUGUUUGAAGUUCUUAAUUUGAAUCGGAGUGUAAUAGAAGUCAAGCUACAAGGCUACUUGAAGUUUAUUGACUUGAAAAAGUUUUAUGCCAGCAUAUAUCUAGUUUGGUUAAUAAUAUAAUAUUUUAUUUAAUGUUACGAAAAAUGUAUCUCCACCUCUCUGCAACCUGAUUUAAUUAGGAAUAAAUAAUAC
Molecule: messenger RNA, 759 nt
Organism: Eruca vesicaria subsp. sativa (arugula)
Lineage: Eukaryota; Viridiplantae; Streptophyta; Magnoliopsida; Brassicales; Brassicaceae
Source: the annotation of a GenBank genome assembly